This is a messenger RNA of Pezoporus occidentalis (night parrot), 840 nucleotides long. Its product is annotated as dickkopf-related protein 3-like. The coding region runs from base 123 to 773 and encodes 216 amino acids. Gene Ontology annotation, biological process: negative regulation of canonical Wnt signaling pathway; multicellular organism development. Gene Ontology annotation, cellular component: extracellular region. The transcript is spliced from 4 exons. Gene Ontology annotation, molecular function: receptor antagonist activity; co-receptor binding. The record is from RefSeq and is a predicted model, not a curated record. Lineage: Eukaryota; Metazoa; Chordata; Aves; Psittaciformes; Psittacidae.
GGCUGUUUGCUUUGGGGCUGUUGCCCGCAGCGAGGGGAAGGCUGCAAUUACGUUAAUCCCUUAACCCCUGAUUGCCUCCUCCUUCCCCAUUAGGUGGGCAAACAGUUUUAGCAGCAGGGUUCAUGAUAGGCUCUGGGCUACAAAUACCCCGUGUGCCCCCGGCCCGGGCACCCAGCGCCACCGCCAGCACCAUGCCGAUGUCCCCGGCCAUCCUCAUCCUCAUCGCCUCGCUCCUGCCCGCGGCCUCCGGGUACCUCUGGGCCUGGAUGUACUCGCUGCCCCAUCAGCCCCCCGAGGAAGCCGCGCUGGGGAGGAGCGCCAGCCCCGGGGACAAGGCCGAGGAGGCAUCAACCUGCGGCCCGGCCACCCCCUGCACCCACGGGCACUUCUGCGACGAGCACUUCGGGUUGUGCCUGCCCGAGCGGCCCGAGGGGCAGUACUGCCGCCGAGACUCGCACUGCGCCCGCGGCCUCCUCUGCAUGUUCGGGAAGUGCCAACAGCCCGUGCCCGACGGGCAGGAGGGAGCUCGGUGCGUGCGGGACGAGGAGUGCGGAGCCGACGGGUGCUGUGCGCGGGUGCACGGCGAGAGCGUUUGCCAGCGGCGGCUGGAGCGGGGCCGGAGCUGCCACGUCCCCCCCGGGGGUCUCGCCUUCAGCAUCAACCAACUCUGCCCCUGCCAGCGAGGGCUCGUGUGCAGGGCGAGCGCGCCCGUCCGAGAGAAGGCGUUCGAGUACCGGCCGGAGAAGAGCGAGUGGCGGUGCCGGCAGCCCUGAGCCGGCGGCUCCCUAUUUAUUGCCUGUAAAUAGCCCGCCCGGAGCCGGCCGAGCCAUCGCCCAUCAC